This is a messenger RNA of Helianthus annuus (common sunflower), 1121 nucleotides long. RefSeq lists its product as uncharacterized. NCBI's taxonomy places the organism in Eukaryota, Viridiplantae, Streptophyta, Magnoliopsida, Asterales, Asteraceae. Bases 62 to 1042 code for a protein of 326 amino acids. The transcript is spliced from 3 exons. The record is from RefSeq and is a predicted model, not a curated record.
ACAUUCCUAUAUCACCAUAAUAUAUCAUAACAUUCUCUCUGUCUGGAUUGUGAACCUUUUGAUGGAAUCAUCGGAGGAAGAAGCACUGUUCCGAUCACAACAAUACACCACCCUAUACUUCGUCCAAAGUCCAACCACCACUGUCUCAUUUCAUUCUCCGACCACCCAACGUCGCCUCACUCUCUCUCACUACUCCUCAUCUCGUGGAUCCACCAACAACUCUUUGCAUGAGAAGAAGAUAUCCUAUGGUCCUCUAGAGAGCCCUGACCAUGGAGGUGUUGGGGGUGGGGUGGUGGUGAAACUUGGUGAAAAGUGUGGUGAUUUUGGUGGUGGAGGGAAUGUGCUUGGCAAAGGUGGUGGUGGUGUGGAGAGUGAGGAGGAAGAGGAGGAAGAGAAUCGCGUCGGGACGAGGAAGAGGAUGUGGGAUUUUGUGUCGUUUUCGCGCUCUGAUCCUUGUGUGUGGAUACUAUUUCAGAUAAGCUUAAGACUUGUGGUUAGCUUUGGAGUGGCAUUGUUGUUCUUCUAUGUUAUUACUAAGCCUCCUUCUCCCAUUGUCUCUGUUAAGAUUGAACGAAUGAACGAGUUUCGGCUAGGGGAAGGUGUAGAUAACACAGGUGUUACCACCAAAUUUCUCACGUGUAAUUGUUCAAUAAAUCUACUUGUAAACAUCAAAUCGAGACUCUACGGUCUUCACAUUCAUCCAGUGGUCUUAACUAUGUCAUUUGACGAUAUCCCUUUUGCAAACUCGAUCGAGAAACACUCACUCUAUGCAUCAAGUAAUGGCCCAACUUCUUUCUUGUUAUACUCAGGGAUAACAAAUAAGCCAAUGUAUGGUGCAGGAAGAAGUAUGCAAGACAUUUUAGACUCCGGAAAGGGACUGUCUUUGGUCAUUCAUGUGAAGUUUAGUUCAAGAUUUCAUGUUGUUGGGAAGCUUAUUCGGCUUAAAUAUCAUCACCGUGCCAAGUGCAUAUUAAUCCUCAAAAAAUCACACGAUAUACAACAUAAAACCCUAAUUUUUGAUAAUCUCUGUAAUUUGUUAUGAUUGCAAGCAAGUGUGCAAAAGUAAUCCGUCUUCAGAAUAAUAUAUUUAAUCAAGCAUAUGAAGUUUUUGGUUUUAGCAA